AUGGACAGCAUCGCUGACAGUAUCUAUACAGAUGUUCCUGCUCCAGAGGAACUCAACGACAAUCCAUCGCUUCUAACGGUCAUUUUCGAGCUCACGCCGAGAAGUUGGUAUGCCCUUCGCAACCAAGUGACAAUCCAAGAAACAGUGAAAACCCUCUUGGUAUUCUUGAACGCCCAUCUUUCCUUGAAUAACAGUAAUCAGGUAUGCUUUAUUUUGUCGCUGCCGUUUGGAUCAGACAUUUUGCACCCCAAUGUGGAAAGUCUGCUUGAAGAGCAGCAUGAAGAUGGAGCCAGUGAUAAACCUACAUUGGUGAACAAAGGCAUGUACCGUAACUUUCGUCUUGUGGACGAGAUUGUUAUGCAAAAGAUAAACAGUGCUCUUGAGAAGAUGUCACUGCAGCUCGACCUGGAAGCUAACCAGAGGUCAACGGUGGCAGGUGCUUUGCUGCGAGCCUUGACAUAUACAAAUAGACUUUUGCACGUCGACCAGUCUAUUUCGACUACUACAGGGUCUGCUAUUAAUUCUACUGCAUCUACAAUGGGCUCUCUGGGCACAACCAGCACAUCUGGCAACCCACUGACGACCUCAAUGCAUGCUCGUGUGCUUAUUGUCACUCCUAAUGAUACAUACGAGUCUAACUAUAUUGCCAUCAUGAACUCGAUUUUUGCCGCUCAGAAAAUGAAGGUACCUUUGGAUGUGGCAAAGCUUGGUGGCCACCAGGCGCCUUAUCUACAACAGGCAGCUGAUGCUACCAAUGGUGUUUAUUUGCAUAUCAAGGAACCACAAGGGUUGAUGCAAGUUCUUUCUACAGCAUACUUUCUUGAACCAUCGCUUCGGUCGAUCGUUAUUCUUCCGACUAAUUCGAAUGUCAAUUAUAAGGCCAGUUGUUUCAUUACUGGAAAGCCCGUCGAUAUUGGCUUUGUCUGUUCAGUGUGUCUAUGCAUCAUGAGUGUAGUCCCUAAACUGGGACACUGCCCUACCUGUCAGUCCAAGUUCGAUGAAAGGUUUUUGGAAAGACUAAUAAGGGGUCCUGUCAUUGCUAGGAAGAAGAGAAAGGUCGAGAAUGGUUCGGGUACUCCGGCUGCAAACGGCGAUACCAGUAAAACCCCAGAAGUGGGUACACCUGCUCCAAAGGAUCAAGAAUAA
Molecule: messenger RNA, 1146 nt
Organism: Candidozyma haemuli
Lineage: Eukaryota; Fungi; Ascomycota; Pichiomycetes; Serinales; Metschnikowiaceae
Product: TFIIH/NER complex subunit
Exons: 1
Coding region: 1-1146 (381 amino acids)
Biological process (GO): regulation of DNA-templated transcription; nucleotide-excision repair
Cellular component (GO): transcription factor TFIIH holo complex; transcription factor TFIIH core complex
Source: RefSeq, a predicted model, not a curated record